UCCCUGAACAAAGUAGCUAUUAUAGUAACAGAUGGGCGUCCCCAAGAUGGUGUGAAGGAUGUAGCGGCCAGAGCAAGAGCUCUUGGGAUUGAAAUUUUUGCCAUUGGUGUGGGCCGUGUAGACAUGCACACCUUGCGGCAGAUUGCCAGUGAGCCCCUGGAUGAGCAUGUAGACUAUGUGGAGAGCUACAGCGUCAUUGAGAAGCUGACCAAGAAGUUUCAAGAAGCAUUCUGUGCUGUAUCAGACUUGUGUGCCACGGGAGACCACGAUUGUCAGCAGAUCUGUGUCAGCACGGGUGCCUCAUACACAUGCGCUUGUAAAGAGGGGUUCACACUUAACACCGAUGGGAAAACCUGCAGUGCCUGCAGUGGAGGGGCUGCAACAGAUCUUGUUUUCCUGAUUGACGGCUCCAAGAGUGUGAGACCUGAGAACUUUGAGCUGGUGAAGAAGUUUAUCAACCAGAUUGUGGAUUCUCUGGAUGUGUCAGACAGAAAUGCACAUGUUGGCCUGGUCCAGUACUCUAGUUCAGUCAGACAGGAAUUCCCACUUGGGCGAUUCAGUUCUAAGAAGGAUAUUAAAGCAGCAGUGCGAAAGAUGUCCUACAUGGAGAAAGGGACCAUGACUGGCCAAGCCUUGAAAUACUUGGUGGACAAUUCCUUUGCCAUCUCCAGUGGAGGAAGACCCGGCGUCCCUAAAGUGGGAAUUGUAUUUACAGAUGGACGGUCACAGGAUUACAUCAAUGAUGCAGCCAAGAAAGCCAAAGAACUAGGCUACAAGAUGUUUGCUGUUGGUGUUGGCAAUGCUGUCGAAGACGAACUGAGAGAAAUCGCGUCUGAACCAGUGUCGGAGCAUUAUUUCUACACUGCUGAUUUCAAAACCAUCAACCAAAUUGCAAAGAAACUACAGAGUAAAAUCUGUGUUGAAGAAGAUCCAUGUGAAUGUGAAGCCAUUGUGAAGUUCCAGACAAAAGUGAAUAAUCUCAUAAAGGCACUGACACAGAAACAUAUCCUUUGACAACUGUUUUCAACACAUGGCGUUAAAAUAAACUAA
Gekko japonicus is the source of this 1050-nucleotide messenger RNA. It is a transcript of the gene MATN1, whose product is annotated as matrilin 1, cartilage matrix protein. The record is from RefSeq and is a predicted model, not a curated record. Gene Ontology annotation, molecular function: calcium ion binding. The transcript has 6 exons. The annotation marks the transcript as partial. Lineage: Eukaryota; Metazoa; Chordata; Lepidosauria; Squamata; Gekkonidae.